GACUCUUGGCAUUCCGACGAAAAUUAUGUUCAAAAUUGGCACACCGAUUAGGUUGGGAAUAUCCCGAAAAUGAAGAUUAUUUGACUAUAAUGUUGAGAUCUUUGGCCAUUAAAGUUGCCGGCAAAUCUGGAGACCCAGAAAUCGUUAAGGAAGCUAAGCGCCGCUUUGAACUUUUCACCGAGAAAAAUGAUCAAUCGGCUAUACACCCUAAUAUACGAGGAGCGGUCUUUGAAAUUGUAUUAAUACAUGGUGGCGGUGAAAAAGAGUUCGAGGAGAUAUUGAAAAUUUUCAGAAAUAGUCCAACAGCUGACCAACAACUUGUCGCGUUGACCGCUCUUGGCUAUGCGCAACAACCUGAAUUGAUUCAACGUGCAUUGGACUUUUCCAUCUCUCCGGAAGUUCGUAAUCAAGAUGUUAUCCAUGCUUUUGCGGGUUUGCGGGAUAAUCGUAAAUCAAGAAAAAUAUUGUGGAACUUUCUCAAAAAAAAUUGGGAUUUGUUCGAAGAUCGAUACGUAAAAUCAUUGAAUCUCCUCGGAAACGUUAUUAAGUAUGGAACGAGCUCGUUUGCAUCAGAGGAAGAUGCAAUUGACAUAGAGAAAUUCUUUGCCGAUAAAGACACCAAGCAAUACGCACGACCGCUGCAACAGAGUUUGGAAAAUAUUUAUAUGAAUAGUGCGUGGUUGAAACGUGAUGCUAAAGAUGUCGAGGAAUGGCUGGCGGAUAACGGCUAUUUGAAUUGA
Molecule: messenger RNA, 740 nt
Organism: Ambispora leptoticha
Lineage: Eukaryota; Fungi; Glomeromycota; Glomeromycetes; Archaeosporales; Ambisporaceae
Source: the annotation of a GenBank genome assembly